GCAUCUUUCUCUGUGCUAGAGAACUCGGAGUGAUGCACAUGCGUGCAGUUGCGCUGCUUUGCAACCAUUUUUAGGGUGUGUCUCUUUGAUCACCUCGAGCAUCACGAGGAGUGGGAUUGGAGUUCUUUUUGUAAUUGCAGAAGAGCUUCACAUCUCUCACUACAUGCUCCGUGGGCUUAGGAACUCCUCGUUGUUAAAGUUUUGGAACAGGCGGACGAGUCUUGUUGAGAUUGAGUCCUUGCAUCAGAACUUGUGAACCAGCUAGUCCAUUGUCUCAAGCAUUCCAGAUUUGAUGCAGUUGUGUCAUUGCCUAGAUAGAAUGCCGCAAUUCAGGUCACCUGGUCGAACUCGAUACGUGCUUUAAAGGUGUGCCUCAAUUGUGUUUUCAGUCGGAAGGCAAGGGAGUUGAGCAACGCACCUGCUCUUCUCCCGGAAUGGCGAAUUCGACAAUGCUUCGCUUGCCUCAUUCUCCCUUUCUUUUGCGAUCCUCUGGCUCCCCCAUUCUCGCUACAUCACCGCCUAAUUUUGUGUGCUUGUUUGCGUCGCCUCCACGCUCCAGGUUUGCAAUCCAAAUGCUAGCAACCAGGAUCUUUUGUAAAUCUCUGCUUCGCGAUGUCAAAGUAGAGGAUGACCAACCGGAUUGUAGUUUCCAGCUCCCACUGCUCACAGAUCACCAAGGCGCCCCCCAUCCAAUCUUGUGCCUUAGUAACGGCCACGGGGAGGAUUCCAUAGCUGCAUCUAUUCUUACACAACUCAUGGCGCUUGGAGAAGAAAGUGAGAUGGACUUGAAAAUUGAAGCAUUGCCUUUAGUCGGCGAGGGCCAUACAUAUCGUCGCAGAGGGAUUGCAACGCUAGGCCCCGCCAAGAAUAUGCCUAGUGGCGGGUUUAUAUACAUGGACCUUUCCCAGCUGAUCGGGGAUGUCCGAGCAGGUCUAUUAUCACUUGUGCUUGAACAGUGGGAUGUGGUUGCAGAUUGGGUAGAUAGAAAUUCAGGUGGAGUUAUUCUUGCUGUAGGGGAUGUGUUCCCUCUUGCUCUUGCAUGGCUAGCUUCACAGCGACUGAAAAGAAACUCAAGCGUGAACAGCUCAUCAAGGUCAAGAGGUUUCUUUGCUUUCGUCGGCACCGCAAAAAGUGAAUUCUAUGUGCGAGAAGAUGAUGGCACUCGCCUCAGAUCUGCUUGGUUUAGAAAUCUGGAGUUGCUGCUUUUCCCAGGGAGUGUGUAUUUUCCAUGGGAGCGUGCGCUGAUGUCGGAUUCAUACUGCAGGCUGGUGGUACCCAGAGAUAACUUGACUGCUCAGUACCUCCAAAAGUACCUAGCCCAAUCUGAUCGAAUUAAGGUUCAAAGUUUAGGAAAUCCAAUGAUGGAUGACCUUGAGCCAACUGGAGUGCUUUCCUUUCUUGCGAACUACAAGCCGGCAAAGUUUAUUGCUGUUCUUCCAGGGUCCAGAACACCAGAGGUUCACAGUAACUGGACACAGCUGUUGGUUGUUGCGCAAGAAGUAUCAUCCUCUUUCAUUCACGAUAAACUUGUAUUUCUCGUGCCACUUGUACCAUCUUUAGAACCAGGUCCAUUUAUGGAAACGCUUCUAGAAGCACAUUGGCAGCCUCAUUUGCUGAGCCUUCAUGCUUACAACGCUGGCCAAUCUGUUUCAGCAUGGGCUUACGAUAUCAGGAUUCUUCAAGGACCUUUAUUGGAAAACCACCGAAUUUGGCCUGCUAAUAAUGGCGCGGCAUUGGUAGCAUUUGAAAAAGAAAAUGCCGUAUUCGUACUGAUUCGGGGUAACUUCAACGAUGUAGCGGAUUGGGCAGUGGCAGGAAUUGCUAUGGCGGGGACUGCAACAGAGCAGCUUGUCGGACAAGGAAAGCCUGUCUUCACGAUUCCAGGUCGUGGGCCUCAAUUCACUGCUGCAUUUGCCGAGGCUCAAUCACGUCUACUUGGAGAAUCUAUCAUCCUGAAUGCGAACGCCAAAGACCUGGCUAAUAGUAUGAAGGAUGUGAUGUCCAAGGUCGAUCGACUAGCACAUAUUGCCAGCAACGGUUGCAGGCGAAUGGGACAAAGAGGUGCAAGCAAACGAAUUUCUCAAGAACUCUGCAGACUGAUGACAACUCAAGAUUGAGGGGUCAUGUUCUUCAUACAAAAUUUUGAGUCAACUAUAUCGUGGUCACUGGCUUCUUUUGAAACCUAUGUGAAGGCAAGUGUUCGUGAGCAAGUUUUACAAGUCUUUGUUAAACUUGUACAGAAAAUUCCACUGUGAACAAUUUUUUUCGGAAAGAUGACUAAAUGGGGGAAUCUAAUUGAUCUUCAGUUUAUUGCAA
Molecule: messenger RNA, 2316 nt
Organism: Physcomitrium patens
Lineage: Eukaryota; Viridiplantae; Streptophyta; Bryopsida; Funariales; Funariaceae
Biological process (GO): lipid A biosynthetic process
Molecular function (GO): lipid-A-disaccharide synthase activity
Source: RefSeq, a predicted model, not a curated record